AUGGCGUUUGAUGAGCAUGAGUUGGGGUCUUAUCCCUUCUACCUGUGCACUCGGCUCUCCCCAGCAGAGGCCUCCUGCCAAGGCAUUCGGUGUGCAUCUGGGCAGCGCUGCCAGAUGGUGAAUGGGAAGGCCAGGUGCGUGGCAGAGUCGAGAGCUGUCUGCCGCGCCCAGGGUGAUCCCCACUACACCACCUUUGAUGGCCAUCGCUAUGACAUGAUGGGUACCUGUUCCUACACCAUGACUGAGCUGCGCAGCACCAAAGACUCUCUGCUGGCCUUUAAAGUAGAUGCCAAGAAUGAGCACCGGAGCUCCAACAAGGUGUCCUACGUGCGCUUGGUCACCGUGCAUGUCUAUGGCCACACUGUGUCCCUGAUCUAUGGAGAAGUAGGCCUUGUGAAGAUCAACUACCAGUACUCAAGCCUCCCUGUCUCUCUGAGUGAGGGUCGCCUGCGUGUGCACCAGAGUGGAACACGAGGUGUGAUAGAGCUGGACUUUGGGCUGGUGGUCACCUAUGACUGGGAUGGCCAGCUGACCCUGAGCCUGCCCAAGCGCUUUCAAGACCAGGUAUCCGGGCUGUGUGGCAACUAUAAUGGAGAUCCUGCUGAUGACUUCCUCAUGCCUAAUGGGAAGCAAGCUUCUGAUGUCCUAAACUUCACCAAGAGCUGGAAGGUGAAAGUUAGAGACCUCUUAUGUGAUGACGGCUGUUAUGGCAACUGUCCGUCCUGCAUCCCAAGCCAGGCCCAGCUCUUUAAGAAAGACCUUUUCUGUGGCAUGCUGACUGUGCCCUCAGGCCCCUUUGCUGACUGUCAUCAAUUUCUGGACCCCGAGCCUUUCCUGGAAGAAUGCGUGUAUGACAUGUGUGUGACAGGAGGGGAACGUCUCACCCUGUGCCACGGCCUCAAUGCCUAUGCUCAAGCCUGUGUGGACCUGGGCAUCUCUGUCCGCGAAUGGAGGUCGCGAACCAACUGCCCCCUGACCUGUCCAGCCAAUAGCCGCUAUGAGCUCUGCAGCCCUGCCUGCCCGCCCACCUGCAACUCAGAGGCUGCACCGGCCAACUGCUCUUCCCGUCCUUGCGUGGAGGGCUGCGUGUGCCUUCCGGGUUUCGUGGCCAGUCGCGGCCUUUGCAUUCCUGUCUCAUCCUGUGGGUGCAUCUUCCAGAACCGCCUGCUGGCCCCAGGUCAAGAAGUGUACGCUGACGAAAAAUGCCACCGCCGCUGCAUCUGUGAUGGAGCCACUCAGAAGGUCACCUGCAGGAACACAACAGGAUGUCUGCCUCAGGAGUACUGUGGGGUACGGAAUGGCUCCUUUGGUUGCUUCCCGCAAUACUUCCGCAUCUGCCGGGCAUCCGGAGACCCACACUACAUGAGUUUGGAUGAGCGGAUCUUCAAUUUCAUGGGCACCUGCACAUACUUGUUUACUGCCUCCUGUGGCCAGCACCCGUCCCUCCCCGACUUCAAAGUGUUUAUAGAAAAUGAACGCCGAGGAAGUCAAAGCGUAAGCUUUCUGCGUUCUGUGACGUUGGAGGCCUUUGGAACCAAAUUGGAGGUGCGCAGGGAAUACCAAGGCAAAGUGCUGGUGGAUGGCAUCCUUCACUACCUGCCCUUUCAAGCCCUAGGCGGAAAACUCGUAGUGUUCCGCCAAGGCAAGUACGCCAUCCUACGCACAAACUUCAGCCUGACUGUCAGCUAUAACUGGGACACCCAUGUGACUGCCAAGGUGCCCAGCAACUAUUUUAAGGGUGUGUGUGGGCUCUGCGGGAACUUCAACGGGGACCCACGUGAUGACUUGGGUAAGCAGAUUAGAGGAGAAGCCCUGGACCCUCGAGACUUUGGAAAAAAGUGGCUGGUGUCUUCACAUCCCGGCUGCAGGACAGACGAGCAACUUCUGUGUCCUGACUUCGGCAAGGAUAUAGUGUCGAAUAUAACACAGAAGUGCAGAAUGCUUGGUAACAUAACCGGUCAGUUCAAGCACUGUUGGAGAGUGCCUGCCUUCAACAGUGCCUACAUAGAGUGCGCCUACGAUUGCUGCCGUAUGCCAGGCCAAACUAAGCCGCUGUGUGACACACUGGCCACAUACACCGCCAUAUGCCAAUCUUCUGGAGUCAUUGUGUAUCCAUGGAGGACUGAGACACUUUGCCCAAUGAACUGCCCGCCUCAUAGCCACUAUGAGCUGUGUCAGCGAGGCUGUCCGCUGACCUGUGGAGACCAGCCAGUGCCAGGAGGCUGUGGCUCAGAUUGCUAUGAGAGCUGUGUCUGUGAUGAAGGCUUUGUCCUUAGUGGUGAGACCUGUAUACCCCUGGCAUCCUGUGGUUGCGUAUACCAGGGCAUUUACCACGCACCGGGAGAUGACUUCUAUCCUGGCCCUGAAUGUAACUCCCUCUGCCACUGUAAUAAGGGCGGCCUGGUGUCCUGUCAACCGUCAUACUGCAGCCCACAUGAAGUCUGUAAAGUGUUCGAUGGCAUCCUGAGAUGUGUGGGUGUGGGCUCUGCCACCUGUCAUGUAUCAGGGGCUUCGCACUACACCACCUUUGAUGGCCGCCACUUUGACUUCAUGGGCACCUGUGUGCAUGUGCUGGCUCAGACCUGCUGGACCCGGCCUGGCCUGCAACCAUUCACAAUACUGCAGGAGAAUGCAGUCUGGGACAACAACAAGCAAGUCAGUGUGACCAAGGUGAUCACCAUUGAGGUGGCCAACUACACCCUGCAGCUGGAGCAGAAUCAGUGGAAGGUCAAGGUGAACGGCGUGAACAUGAAGAUGCCUGUGUUGCUGGAUCAGGAUAGAAUUCAGGCCUUCCAGCACGGCACAGAUGUGGUUAUCAAGACCAAGUUUGGCCUGCUCGUGUCCUACGAUCUCAAAUACAGCGUGCGUGUCACUGUUCCCCGCAACUACUAUAAACACAUGUGCGGCCUGUGUGGGGACUACAAUAAUGACCCCAAGAAUGACUUCCAGAAGUCUGAUGGCUCACAGGCAGCCAGUUCCAGCGAGCUGGGGAACUCCUGGGAAAAGGCUGUGCCAGGUUCUUCCUGCAAACCCCAGACCGCCUGCAAACCAGGGCUGGGCUGCAACCCUAAGUGCUGCCCAACUCUGGAAAAGAAGUAUCGUGAGAAAGAGUUCUGUGGGCUGAUCGCCAGCCCCACGGGGCCGCUGGCUGCCUGCCACAAGCUGUUGGACCCCCAAGGUCCCUUGCAAAACUGUGUCUUUGAUCUCUGCCUGGGUGGCGGGAACCUGAGCAUUCUCUGCAACAGCAUCCAUGCCUACGUGAGCGCCUGCCAGGCGGCUGGAGGCACUGUCAAGCCAUGGAGAAACCAGAAUUUCUGUCCAAUGGAGUGCCCCCCUCACAGCCACUAUGAGAUCUGCGCAGACACUUGCUCCCUGGGCUGCUCAACAAUCACCACUCCUACCCAGUGCCUGACGACGUGUUCAGAGGGCUGCGAAUGUGACACUGACUUCCUGCAGAGUAUCACAGCCUGUGUGCCCAUGGAGAAAUGUGGCUGCCACUACAACGGAGUCUACUAUGAGCCAGAGGAGUCAGUUCUCAUUGAAAACUGCCAGCAGCAUUGUGUGUGCCAACCAGGCAAAGGCAUGGUGUGCCAGCAUCACAGCUGCAAGCCAGGACAGGUGUGCGAGCCCUCAGGAGGCAUCCUGACCUGCGUCACCAAAGACCCAUGCCAAGGUGUUACCUGUAGGUCUCAGGAAACAUGCACAGAGAAAGAUGGCAAGGGUGUGUGCAUAGCCAAUUAUGAGUCCAAGUGCUGGGUGUGGGGAGACCCUCACUACCAUUCCUUUGAUGGCCUGAACACUAAUUUCCACGGGACCUGCAGUUACCUGCUGGCAGGAACUGGCUGCCCUGGCAUCAGCGCUGAGGGGUUGACCCCCUUUAAUGUCAUCACCAAGCACGAGAGCCAGACCAACCCUACUGUGUCCAACGUGAAGAAAGUCACCGUGACUACCUAUAACACCAGCAUCACCAUCCACAAGAAAAACAUUGGCAGAGUCCAGGUGAAUGGAGCUAUGAUGGCCUUGCCUGUCUACUUGGCUGGUGGGCGGAUUUCAGUGGUUCAUGGAGGCUCAAAGGCUGUGCUGGAGACUGACUUUGGGCUCCAGGUCACCUACGACUGGACCUGGAGGGUACAUGUCACACUGCCGAGCAGCUACUAUGGUGCUGUGUGUGGGCUUUGUGGAAACAUGGACAAAAACCCCCAAAAUGACCAAGUCUUCCCUAAUGGCACAAUGGCACCCUCACUACCUUCCUGGGGUGGCAGCUGGCAAGUUCCAGGGUGGGACCCUCUUUGUUGGAAUGAAUGUCAGGGGUCCUGUCCCACAUGCCCAGAGGACCGAGUGGAGGAGUAUGAGGGUCCUGGCUUCUGUGGACCUCUGGCCCCUGACACAGUGGGUCCCUUCGCCAGCUGCCAUGCCCAUGUGCCUCCUGAAAGCUACUUCAAGGGCUGUGUGCUGGACCUCUGCCUGGGUGGUCAAGCCAAAGACAUCCUAUGCCAGACACUGGCUGCCUAUGCUGCUGCCUGUCAAGCUGCUGGCAUCAAAAUCGAGGACUGGAGGACACAGGCUGGUUGUGGUGAGUGGUGGGGAGCUGUCAGCUACACCAGAAGUGUCACUCUGCAUAUCUAUGGCCUCAGCUUGACUCUCAGUGCCCACUGGCCCAGACAGCUACAGGUGGAUGGAGAGAUGGUAAUGCUGCCUUUCCAGCUGCAAUCACUACUACUUGUUCACCUAAGUGGCACGGGCUUGGUGGUACACACGGCCUGGGGGCUCUCCCUGAUUUUUGAUGGAGACAGUUUCGUGCGCCUGCGCGUGCCCGCAGCCUAUGCAGGCACCCUCUGUGGCCUGUGCGGGAACUACAACAAGAAUCCCAACGAUGACCUGACUGCAGUGGACGGGAAACCUGAGGGCUGGAAAGUGGGCGGAGCUCCAGGCUGUGAUCGGUGCCAGCUUAAGCCUUGCCCAAAACCCUGCACACCUGAGCAACAGAAACGUUUUGGUGGCCCCAAAGCCUGCGGCAUUAUCACGGCCCCAGAUGGCCCACUAGCGCCCUGCCACAACCUUGUGCUACCCAUGCAGUACUUUGAGGCUUGCUUGCUGGACACCUGUCAGGUUCAGGGACAUCCAGGAGGCCUCUGUCCUGCUAUAGCCACCUAUGUAGUAGCUUGUCAGGAUGCCAGGGCCCGACUUGGAGAAUGGAGAAAGCCAGACUUCUGUCGUGAGUACUGACUUAUGUAGCUCCAUACAGACAGGGCCACCCCCUCCCACUCCUGACAGACACACCCUGGCACUAAUACUGAAAAACACCAGUGGGGUAGGGAAGGACCCAGGGCACAUCCAAAGUCAGAAAUCCUGGCAGACCACUCUGGAGGUUCAUGUGGCUGCCUCCAUGAUGGACGCUACUAUGUGCUAGGUGCCACCUUCUACCCAGGCCCUGAGUGUGAGUGGUUCUGUGAGUGCGGGCCUGGUGGCCAGGUCACCUGCAGGAUAGAGACCUGUGGGAUCCAUGAGGAAUGCCGGAUAGAGGAUGGCGUCCGGUCCUGCCAUCCCAAAAGCUCUAAAUUAAUGCUGGUCCUUCAUGGUAUUCAUUUUGCUACGCCUGAUGGCUUGGUAUAUGACCUUUAUGGCUCCUGCUCCUACAUCUUGGCACAAGUUUGUUUCCUGAAACGUGGAGAGCAGGAGUUCUCCAUAGUGCUCGAGAAGGACUUGGCUGGAGAUCCCCAGCGGUUGGUGGUUACUGUGGCAGGCCAGGUUGUGGUCCUGGCAAAAGGACCACAGGUGACCGUGGACAGUGAGGUUGUGGCCCUACCCGUGAUUAUAGGAUCCAUAUUUAUAACGGCUGAAAACCGAAACAUAUUUCUGCAGACAAAAAGUGGACUGAAACUUCUUUUCGAUGGUGAUGACCAUAUCCUCAUGUCCCUCCCGAGUCCCUUCCGUGGACGUCUCUGUGGCCUCUGUGGGAACUUCAAUGGGAACCAGAGCGAUGACUUUGUGCUGCCCAGUGGAGUGGUGGCCCCCAACGUGGAGGCCUUUGGAGCUGCAUGGCGAGCUCCCGGCUCCUCCUUGGGCUGUGGUGAAGGCUGUGGGCCCCAGGGCUGCCCAGUGUGCUUGGCAGAAAAGAGAGAAGCCUAUGAGAAAAAUGAUGCCUGUGGAAAGAUCCGGGACCCCCAAGGCCCCUUUGCAGCUUGCCACAAGGUUCUGAGUCACUCAGAAUACUUCCACCAAUGUAUUUUUGACCUCUGUGCCCAUAAGGGAGACGAAGCCUAUCUCUGCCGCAUCCUAGCAGCUUAUACAGCAGCCUGCCAGGCGGCUGGUGCAGCAGUGAAGCCCUGGAGGACAGACAGCUUCUGCCCUGCCGAGUGUCCUGCCCACAGCCACUACUCUGUCUGCACACAUUCCUGCCAGGGCUCCUGUGCUGCUAUCUCUGGCUUCAUUGGCUGUACCACCCGCUGCUUUGAAGGGUGUGAGUGUGAUGAUCACUUCCUGCUCUCCCAGGGUGUGUGCAUUCCUGCCCAGGACUGCGGCUGCUCCUACAAUGACCAAUAUCUGCCUGUGAACUCCUCCCUGAUGUCCUCAGACUGCAGCAAGCGCUGUUUCUGCUCCCCAAACAAUGGUCUGACAUGCCAUGCAGCUGGCUGCCCAUCUGGCCGCAUCUGUGAGAUCCAAGCUGGAGUCCGGGGUUGUUGGCCAGCUAAAGGUCUCUGCACCUUCUCUGUGGGUGGCAGCCUCAUUACCUUCGAUGGGGCUUUCAAUCCUAUCAGCUCCCCUGGUGUCUAUGAGCUUUCUUCUCGAUGCCCGGGACUCCUGAAGAAGGUGCCCUGGUACAGAGUGCUUGCUGAUGUCCAGCCUUGCCAUGACAAUGACAAGAUCGUAAGCAAGGUCCACAUCUUCUUCCAGGAUGGCAUGGUGACUGUGAUCCCAAGCAAGGGCGUGUGGGUGAAUGGUCUCCGAGUGGAUCUCCCAGCUACUAUGUUAACAUCUGUGUAUGUGUGGAAGAUGCCCGACGGCUCCAUGUUUAUCCACCAGAAGGCCGGGGUUAAGGUGUGGCUUGGAAAAGAUGGGCACCUGGAUGUGAUGGUUGGUGAUGACCUUGCAACCAUGCUGUGUGGGGCCUGUGGAAACUUUGAUGGGGACCGGACUAAUGAUGUGCACAAAUAUCAGAAGAGAAUUUCAAUAGACACGUGGAGAGCACAGGACUUCUCCCCAUGUUCCAACUGAUCAGUCACCACUGGCACUGAAGACAUCAAGACCUGCUCCCUCCCAGAAGUUACAGUGACUGGAAGAUGUCCUAUGUGUCCCUUCCCUGUCCCUCCCCCUUGCUGAGCCACUGACACCAAACCUGAAAGCAUUGAGUAAAUAUCUAGACCCAGA
Molecule: messenger RNA, 7368 nt
Organism: Mastomys coucha (southern multimammate mouse)
Lineage: Eukaryota; Metazoa; Chordata; Mammalia; Rodentia; Muridae
Product: IgGFc-binding protein-like
Exons: 19
Cellular component (GO): extracellular matrix
Molecular function (GO): protein binding
Source: RefSeq, a predicted model, not a curated record